Messenger RNA from Oryzias latipes (Japanese medaka), 1971 nucleotides. It is a transcript of the gene th, whose product is annotated as tyrosine hydroxylase. NCBI's taxonomy places the organism in Eukaryota, Metazoa, Chordata, Actinopteri, Beloniformes, Adrianichthyidae. Gene Ontology annotation, cellular component: axon; perikaryon; cytoplasm. The record is from RefSeq and is marked provisional. Gene Ontology annotation, biological process: dopamine biosynthetic process from tyrosine. Gene Ontology annotation, molecular function: iron ion binding; tyrosine 3-monooxygenase activity.
AGCAGCCACAUCUGAAGUCUGCAGAGAAAGCCACGCGCACUCCUCCCAAAGAUGCCUCAGUCCAGCAGCUCCACGUCCUCCGCGAAGAGCGUCCGCAGAGCAGAGUCCGAGCUGGAGAGGUCCGACUCCGUCACGUCCGUGAAGUUCCUCGGCAGACGAAGGAGUCUGAUCGACGACGCGCGCAAGGAGCGGGAAGCAGCGGCGGCGGCGGCGGAGGCUGCGGAGGCCGCCGAGCACAUCGUGUUCGAGGAGGAAGACGGCAAAGCGCUGCUGAACAUCUUCUUCACCCUGAGGAGCUCCAAGACGUCUGCGGUGUCGCGGACUCUGAAGGUUUUUGAGACCUUUGAGGCCGUCAUCCGACACCUGGAGACGCGGCCGUGCCUGAAGCGGAAGGACAGCCUGGAGGGUCUGGAGUACCUGGUUCGCUGUGAAGUUCACCUGUCUGACGUCAGCACCCUGGUCAGCUCCCUGAAGAGGAACGCAGAAGAUGUCAAGACCACCAAAGAAGUCAAAUUUCACUGGUUUCCAAAGAAAAUUGCAGAUUUAGACAAAUGUCACCACCUGGUCACCAAGUUUGAUCCAGACUUAGAUCAAGACCAUCCAGGCUUCACGGACCCGGUCUACCGACAGAGGAGGCAGAUGAUCGGGAACAUUGCUUUCUCCUAUAAGCACGGGCAGCCCAUCCCCAGAGUGGAAUACACCGAGGAGGAGAUCGGCACUUGGCGGCAGGUCUACUCCACCCUGAGGGAGCUGUACAACAGCCACGCCUGCAGCGAGCACCUGGACGCCUUCCGUCUGCUGGAGAAGCACUGUGGGUACAGUCCAGACAACAUUCCCCAGCUGGAGGAUGUGUCCCGCUUCCUCAAAGAGCGCACCGGCUUCCAGCUGCGUCCCGUCGCAGGUCUGCUCUCAGCCAGGGACUUUCUGGCCAGCCUGGCGUUCCGCGUGUUCCAGUGUACCCAGUACAUCCGGCACGCCUCCUCCCCCAUGCACUCCCCAGAACCGGACUGCGUGCACGAACUUCUGGGGCACGUCCCCAUGUUGGCUGACCGCACCUUCGCUCAGUUUUCACAGAACUUGGGUCUGGCGUCACUGGGGGCUUCAGAUGAGGACAUCGAGAAGUUGUCCACGCUGUACUGGUUCACCGUGGAGUACGGUUUGUGCAAACAAAACGGCGAGGUGAAGGCUUACGGCGCCGGACUGCUCUCCUCCUACGGAGAGCUGGUGCACUCUCUGUCUGAUGAACCAGAGACCCGAGAGUUUGAUCCCGAGGCUGCCGCUCUGCAGCCCUACCAGGACCAGAACUACCAGCCCGUCUACUUUGUUUCAGAGAGUUUUUCAGACGCCAAAGAGAAAUUCAGGAAGUACGUGGCUGGAAUCAAGCGUCCGUUCUCCGUGCGCUUCGAUCCGUUCACCCACAACAUCGAGGUUCUGGACAACCCCCUGAAGGUCCAGGGAGGCCUGGAGAGCGUGAAGGACGAGCUGAAGGUUCUGGCCGACGCCCUCAGCGUUCUGUCAUGAUGGAUCCAGUCGGGCGGCGCCCCUCCCUCAUCAUCCGCCCUGCGACAAACACCAGACACCGCCGCCUGCUGUGCCCUGAUUGGCCGAUGAGGUCCCAUCCUUUGACCCUGAAGUUGAAGCUCCAUAGAUUGGGGGGGGGGGCAUCUUUGACAGCUGUUUCAAAAUAAAAUGGGACUGUGAUUGUGAAUGUGCAAAAAAUGUCAACAAGCAAGGUGGGAAUAUUUUCAAAAUAAAAGAAUCUUAUUGAUCUCAAUAAAAGUUUAUAUUUCAAAGUCUUAAUUUAAGUCAAACCUGUAAAGUCCGUUUAUGAUUGUUUGUGUGAGAUUCAGUUAAUCCGGUUUGACUGGUCCUGUUUGAUGUUUGCCCUUCACAGUGAAACCAUCAAACUUAUGUGUCAAAUUCAGUCUUUAUCGGAAAAAACGACAAAUAAAAAGAAGCACAGAGGAACAU